AUGCCACCAAGAAAGAAGCCGUCUCCCAAAACGGCCCAAAGUCCCACGGCGGCGUCCACGGCUGCUAUCUUUCGCGAGGGUAACCCACCAGAAACUUCCACAACUGCUGUGGAACUGUCUACACUGAUGGCUAAUCUGACCGCUAAUCCGGCAGCUUUGACCGGUGAAAAAGACCUUGAAGACGACAUUGCUGGUCAAUCAGUGGUGUUUAGGGUGAUCUAUGGGGCUCAAGAUUUCUUGAAUGAUGAAUUGGACUUUGCCAAGUUUGUCCAGUUGGUAAUGUUGGCGUUUAUUUGCCAUGCUUUCUAUUUGUACAAUACCGAAUACGUCAAAGAAAAUAUGUAUAAAAUUGGUUUCAAUGCUAUUGGUGUUGGCAUGGCGUUCAUUUUCAGCUAUAGGAGCCGGCUGAGGCUCCACAAGAAGAAUCCUGCUCGUUUUCCGUUGCCCCAACUUCCAGGAUUCAACUUGAUCUAUGCGGUGUUCAUCCCCACUGCCAUCGCUGCUCUCUACAAGUCGGACGCUUUGCACCUCAACUUGUGCUUUAAUUACUUUGUGGUGGACUAUGUUCACCCUGUUAUUCGGUUGGGGUCGGCAAUAGCGUAUUUUGUCAUUUAUCGUGACGAAGAAGACAAUACACCAACCCAAGCAAUUGCAAUAAUAUUUGUGUUCCACGCUUGUAUUCAAUACCUGUUGAACUAUUUCAACAAAGGCAGCGAUAGAACAUCGGUGGACAUUCCUGAAGAAGUCCUUCAGCAAGAUGAUACCAAAGCAAUGGCCCAGGCGAAAGAGUCUAGCAGCCCUAUAGGCGCGGGAACAAACACAAGUUUAUGCCAGGCAGAGAUUCAAUUGUUUUCCGUUUUGCUCAGCAACGUCGUCCACUACACCGCCUUGAAUAAUCAGUACAAUCUUCCAGUGAUUAUUUUUCAAAAAUUGGUCAUAAGUCUCGUCUCAACCAGUGCACUUGUGUACCCUUUGUUCCUCUUGUACUCGAGCACCCGAAACUUUGUGGUGGGCAUACUAAGUGCAGUUGUGUCUGGUGCGUUGUUUGUGUUCUUAACAAACUACCAAUUGAGUUCCAUCCUUCCAAACAAUAAUGCUAUCAGCUGGCUCUGGCUGUACAUAAUUGACUCUGCCGAGCGCAAGUCGAUUUUGUCCACUUGGUUAGCUGUGCUUGCAGUUGUCAUACCACUGGUGUUUUUUCUUGCUCCCCACAUAAGCUUAAACUUGAGGCGAAAAGUAUGGCACUGGGUGAUUUUGGGCUUGGUGACGUACCCGGCUUAUGUUGAUCAACCACAGUUCACCCUAAUUGCCUUGCUUGGAUCGGCGGUUGUGUUUGUCAUUCUCGAAAUAAUCCGGUUUACUCGCUUCACUUUUGUGGGCCAAUGGCUUUCUAAAAGCUUGCUUGUGUUCCAAGACUUCAAAGACUUGAAAGGACCCCUCAACGUGUCGUACAUAUAUCUUAUAGCCGGGGUUUCAUUACCUAUGGUCUUCGAUUACUGUAUCGAUAAACGAGUUUCCAUCAAGUCUUUCCUCGGAGUUAUUUCGUUGGGCUUGGGCGAUUCCUCAGCAUCGAUUAUUGGCAAGCGGUUCGGUUCUGUCAAGUGGAAAGGGGGCCCAAAAUCAAUCCAGGGAACUGUAGCGUUCGUAUUGAUAACUUUUGGUGGACUUUUCUUGGUAGACCAGUAUCUCUUGAACGGGCAAGUUGCAGACUGGGAACCGGUAUUUGUGUGCUGCUUGAUAGGAGGUAUCUUGGAAGGUGUGAGCACCUUGAACGAUAACUUGGUGAUUCCGUGCGUAAUGAUGAUUGCCUUAGACGCAUUGCACACUAAAAAAUAA
Messenger RNA from Meyerozyma guilliermondii ATCC 6260, 1836 nucleotides. Its product is annotated as dolichol kinase. Gene Ontology annotation, molecular function: dolichol kinase activity. The record is from RefSeq and is a predicted model, not a curated record. Bases 1 to 1836 code for a protein of 611 amino acids. The transcript has a single exon. NCBI's taxonomy places the organism in Eukaryota, Fungi, Ascomycota, Pichiomycetes, Serinales, Debaryomycetaceae. Gene Ontology annotation, biological process: dolichyl monophosphate biosynthetic process. Gene Ontology annotation, cellular component: endoplasmic reticulum membrane.